This is a messenger RNA of Trichomonas vaginalis G3, 738 nucleotides long. RefSeq lists its product as uncharacterized. The record is from RefSeq and is a predicted model, not a curated record. Bases 1 to 738 code for a protein of 245 amino acids. The transcript has a single exon. NCBI's taxonomy places the organism in Eukaryota, Parabasalia, Trichomonadida, Trichomonadidae.
AUGAAUAUUCCUACAGCGCAGAUACCGUUAAAGAAGUCCCAUGAUGAAAGGUUCCAAGAUUUUGUUCAAGAAGUUUCACAGAAUUUGUUGAACGGUGAAUUUGAUGAAAGUUUAUCCAAAGAAGGUACAGAAUUCGUCAAGAGACAUAAAUUACAGUUCAUGGAUUCUAAUCUUGAUUGUAUUGAAUUGUUCCAUCCAUUAGAUGAAGUAGCUUUCAAGAAAGUUCUUGCCAGUAAUCACUACAAAAAGAAUUCCAAAAAUAUUGAAGAUAAAGGAUUAUAUACAUUAUAUUACCUCAACAAUGUUUCAGAUGUAAAGCACAUCUUAGAUUACUUAGAUGACAUUGCAACAAAAACGAAAGGAACAUAUAAGAUCUUAUGUGAUUUUGGUUUCGUUACUGAAGAUUUUGUUACCAAACAAUAUUCAUUAACACCACCAAAAGAAGAUGAAGUUGAACGUUCAAUCCCAUUCACGAUCUCAAACAUCAAAGACAUGAACUCCUAUAAACAUUACGUUUAUGCAAACAUUUUUGAGAAGAUGGAACAAACACACAUGUCAUCAAGAAUGAAAUAUUGUGCAAUCACAACAGCUUUGUUCAAAGUUAUUCCAUUAAGAAAGUCUGGUGGUAAAUUCCAAGCAAAAGGUUAUGCAUUCUUGAGCAAAUUAAGGUGUGUUAGACAUGUUGAAGAUGAAAAAAAUUUAUGCACAUUUAAUGCUUUAUUUACUUUAUUAAAUUAA